AUGGGAAAAUGUCGACCUGCAAUUGUGGCCAAACCGUCUCGUAACGACGGCGUGUCGUCAAAUAGAGCGCUAGACGGAAAAGGGGGUUGGGGACGAGGUCCCUCAGUUAUAGGUGACACUCAAGAAACUUGCUGGAUCAGAAGGGAAGGGGACGUGGUUGAUGUGCAAGAGCUAUUUGGAUACAUUGGCCUCAUCAAUCUUUAUGAUUUUCAAAUGGAGAGGACUCAUAAUAGCACAUGCUUUUGGGUAUUAUCUUACUUUCCUGGAGUUUCAUCUCUCACAGCAAUGCUUUCCGAUGCAGGGUGGCCGCAGAAUGCCAUGGGACUGAAUCUUCUGUUGAGUUUUCAGACCCGCAAUCCAUUGGGGAAGUUGUGCUGCUAA
Molecule: messenger RNA, 381 nt
Organism: Prunus armeniaca (apricot)
Lineage: Eukaryota; Viridiplantae; Streptophyta; Magnoliopsida; Rosales; Rosaceae
Source: the annotation of a GenBank genome assembly